This is a messenger RNA of Poecilia reticulata (guppy), 932 nucleotides long. Its product is annotated as olfactory receptor 4D6-like. Gene Ontology annotation, biological process: G protein-coupled receptor signaling pathway; detection of chemical stimulus involved in sensory perception of smell. The record is from RefSeq and is a predicted model, not a curated record. Gene Ontology annotation, cellular component: membrane. Gene Ontology annotation, molecular function: odorant binding; olfactory receptor activity; G protein-coupled receptor activity. NCBI's taxonomy places the organism in Eukaryota, Metazoa, Chordata, Actinopteri, Cyprinodontiformes, Poeciliidae.
GAACGAACACAUUUAUGGAUGAGUUAAAUGACACCCACAUAACUCUUCGUGGAUACGUCGAAAUGGAGAAAUACAGAUAUCUGUAUUUCACGGUUAUGUUUUUAGUUUACGUCUCGAUAGUUUGCAGCAACGCCACCAUCGUGUACUUGAUCUGGACUCACAAAAACCUCCAUGAGCCGAUGUACAUCUUCAUUGGUGCUUUAUUGUUUAACUGCGUUAUUUACAGCUCCACGUUUUACCCAAAGCUUUUGACCGACUUCCUCUCUGAUAAGCAGGUCAUACUGUACUCUGGUUGUGUCUUUCAGUUUUUUAUGUUUUAUUCUGUAGGUGGAUCAGAGUUCUUACUGUUAGCAGUCAUGGCUUUUGAUAGAUACGUGUCAAUAUGUAAACCUCUGAGAUAUCCAACCAUCAUGAGGAAAACUACAGUGAAAUGUCUCCUGGUUUUUGCUUGGCUUUUCCCUCCGUGUCAGCUUGCAGUUCAAGCAGUGCUGUGUGCUAAAACGAAGAUAUGCAACCUUAAUUUGGAGGGAAUAUUUUGCAACGCCAUUUACACAGUUCACUGUGUUAGAUCAAGAACGGCUACGAUAGUUGGGCUUGCUGUUUUAUUAGACGUUGCAGUGCUCCCGAUGCUUUUCACCGUUUUUACAUAUGCAAAGAUUUUUGUAAUGGCUUAUCAAAGUAAUAAAACAUUUCAGAGAAAGGCGGCUGAGACCUGCGUUCCUCACUUGUUGGUUCUGAUCAGCUUUUCGUAUCUGUGUGUGUAUGAUGUAAUCAUAGCUCGAGUCGAGUCUGAUCUUCCAAAAGCUGCACGCUUCGUGAUGACUCUGCAGUUGUUUCUGUAUCAUCCGCUGCUUAAUCCCAUAAUAUACGGGCUCAAAAUGAAGGAAAUUUCUAAGCAUCUGAAGAGGUUAUUUUGUUCUAACAAAUUAUAA